AUGGAGCACGCCUACAGUCCCGCACCGCCGCCGUCGCCCCGACUGCCUCCACCGCCGUCUUCACCGCACCCAGCCCACCUCCAGGCACCGCAGAUAUCUCCCAGGCGCUUCGCUGUGCAACCUCCCCUCCUCAACACCACCCUCGCGCCGCCACCUCAGUCCGGCCAUUCGUACCUGCAUGGCUCGCUACCUACACCGGCGACUGCCUCGUCUCUGAGCCUGCCCUUCUCGCCUUCCCCCGCGCCCUCGACGUAUGCGCCUUCGCCCAUCGCGGCUGCUUCUCCCAUGGCUAUGAGGGGCUCGGGUCCAGCCGUGCCAUACAAUCCCCAGCAAUGGACGCGCGGUGGGAAUGUCAGUGGGCAGCAUGUUCAGCAUAGCCAGACGUCGGUCCCCACGAGGCUUCAGGAUGUGACAGGCAUGGAAGCGUCGAUGCCCUCACCACCGCCUCCAUACUCGCCCGGCCAGAACCCGAACGUGUCACAAUCCCUCAGCACCAGCAACACAUCAUCGCCUCAGAUGUCUGCCAGCACGUUUCCCCAUCCACCACCUCCCCCACCCCCGAGCAGCAAUCCUUCGUCUGCGCGACCCAUCUCUGGAUAUCACAGUCGACCUGGGUCAAUGGUCAUGCCUUCGAGCGCGACAAGCAUAACAUCGAACCCUCAGUUCCCACCUCCGCCCCCCAGGAAUGGAACAGGUCGUUCAGUGUCGCGCGAUAAGCUGGCUUCCAAGUUCAGUCUGUCGUCGUUCAGGAAUCGGAACAACGAUCAUAGUCCUGGCCCGAGCAACAUCGACUCGCUUCGUAUCAGUACUUCUGAUGCGAUUCAGCGGGCACCAGCUUCUCCAGGGCUGGUCGCACAGAGGGCUGCCUCAAAUUAUAUGGCAAACACAUUAGACCGACGGUACAGCCCCGACACGCAAUCGCCUAGCAGACCACCCACCUCUCGAAGAGCGGCCUCUGCUGGCGUACCGGGCUACGAGACCCGAACGCCUAUUGACGAAUCGCCAAUAGUGCCAGCAGGGGGCUGGAGUCGAAAUGUGCCACUACCUCCGCCCCCGCCGGGCCCUCCACCCAGCAGCUCGAGAUCGCAGAGUAUGGGGCCUGGGACUGAACCGCCAUCAAAUCGAGCGCCGAUUUUACCUUCAGCCCCUCCAACAAGAAGACCCGGUCAAACAACAUUGGCACCCAUACCACCUACUCCCCAAGGUUGGCAGGAUGAAUCUACGAGCGUGCGACCAAGGUCUCCAGCCGCCCACGGUCUACAUAUUGACACAAGUCCGCGCGCUGUGCAUCUAUCCGAUCAGCCUGCGCCAGCAUCAGAGAGCGGGAGUGUUUCGAUUUCGUCGGGGCCAACGAACACCACAUCGGGUUCGGGUAGCACUCUGUAUCGCACUCCAAAUAGAGGAGAAGGUAGCACCCGAGGCAUCCGUGAGCGACGGAGUGAGAGUCGCGCUGCUCGAGAGCUGCGUGUCGAACCGAGCAACAACCCAUGGGCGCAAGACUUGGAAGCAGAAUCAGCGAAACCUGCCAAUCUGGACUUGGGAACGCCUGAAGGUGGCCUAACACGGCGUGGUGCUAUCACCAAAGGCACACCGAGGAGUGCCGGGGCUGUACGCUCACCAAGAAGCGGCCAUCUCUAUGAAGAUCCUGGUUCGUCCAACUCUACGCCUCGUGUGGACACGAAUCCAAAGGCUGCAUCUAUGGCUGUUGCAACACCACCUUUUUCGCCAGGUAUGGAACAUCUCAGUCGUUCAGCACAGAAAGCACCCGUCUCUCUCCCCUCCAAAGCGCUGCCUACUCCACCGUUACGUAUCUAUGGUGAUGAGAGGGAAGCAGACCUGACCCGUUGCUCAGAAGCUGCAAAUGAUUCGGCGAUCCAAACGCCUAGUACCGCACAUACCGGCGCACCAAACUCGAGUUUGAGCACACCCAAACCAGCAGACACGCAUGCUUUUGCACGUGCCUCCAUGGAGCGGCAUCGACAAUUCAUCGAGAAGGAGAUGUCAGCUGAAACGGACCAAGAUAGACUGGAGUUGUUUGCCGAGUUCAUUGUUACCGAGUCACGACUUCGUCGUGAUCGGUACUCUGGGGCUUUUGAUGCAAUGGCUGGAGAUAUCAUGGAUUUGACAAGAGAUUUAUGGCGCUCGUACGGCAAUUCUGGGCGCAGAUCAGCUACACCAAACACCCAGGCUACUCCUGUAGGACAGGGUAACAGGAGGUCCCAGGGCUCCGUAACCGGCGAAUCUCCCGACACACGCUUCUCCUCGAUGCCGACGACAGCUGCCAGUCCUGCAUCUUCCAUUGGCAACUUCACUCCCCAUACAGAACCAGCAUCUCCUUCCAGCGCAUCCAGCCAGAAGGCUCGGGACGCUGCUUGGACUAACAAUUACCAUCCUUCGCUCUCGCCUAUCCCAAGUAUGGCUAUGAGCACCAUUCCUGAUGAACAAGAUUCCAGAGGUAGGUCAGCGAGUCGCUGGUGGGAAAGCGACGGCGGCUCCUCUGGAGUUGGUGGUGGUAGAAGAUUGGAGCGGAGUAAGCGGGAAUCAAAGUACAUGAGCUUGCCAAAAGAAGCUCGUGAGAAUCUGCAGUGGGCAGGCGAGAAUCCAUCCACUCCAAACCAGCGUGGCGAGUCCAGCAGUCGGCCAGCGUAUGGACCUAACGAAUACCCACCCGAAAAGGUCGGCCUGCAUGAGGAAAAUCUACAACCACCACAGCAGCAGCCUUACGGUUACUAUUCCAGGUCUGCUACGGCAACGCCGGACCCACACAAGCUGGAUGUAUCCCGACUCGUCACGCUCCCGCCAUCCUACCCACGCCAUCACCCCGCAGUCAACAACAGUCACCCUGACCUAGCAAGUAUUCGGAGUAGCUUGCGAACCCUAUCGGAGCUCGAUGAAGUGAAGAAUACAAAGGCCAAGUUCAAGACAAAGAUUGACGCACGAAAAGAGCAAGAAAAUGCAUCGCUGUCUGACAAAAGAGCACAACUUCGGUACAAUAUUCAAGACAACGUUCGCAAUGGAGUCAUGUCAUUUGCAGAAGCGGCCAAGGCAGAAGCAGAUUUCGAGGCUCGCGAGCAUCAAAGAGCUCAGGACGUAGUCCAGUGGAUAUUCGAUAGCUUCCAGGCUGAAGUCGCUAACCCACUGCACGCCAUGUUCUGCGAACGCAUCACCAAGGCUACCGCAUCGAUGGAGCAUCUCAAAGGACGUUUGUGCAACGAGGCGCAGGAGCCCAAUCCCAAUCAAACGCAGGAAGAGGGUGAUGAAAAACCAGAACUCCUGGAAAUGCUUACCUUGCACAAAUGGCUUUUUGAAGCGCGGGAACAGCUACACAAGGAGAUGUUUGAACUCGAAGACGAGCGCAACGACCUUUACAGAGAUAUCAUUGUCUUGCCAUAUGUCCAGACCAAGAACGAACAGAAGGUCAAAGAAGCCACGACCUUCUUCCAACGCGAUGGACAGGAUCGCAAAGUCACAUUCGAGAAGGAAACGCUCAAGCGCUACGAAGAUCUCAUGAACGUCAUCGAACAGAACGUGACCCGGGGUGUCGAAGCCCAGCUGUCGGCUUUUUGGGACAUCGCGCCUGGAUUACUGGAAAUUGUGCAGCAAGUCCCUCGGAACCUGCACGGCUUCGAGGUUCUGGUUCCACCGCAGGAGUAUGUGGAGACGCCGGCCUACCACGAGUACCCACUACAGUAUUUGUACACUCUAUUGGCACAUGCUGGUCGCUCGGCAUACCAGUUCAUUGAAUCGCAGAUCAACUUGCUAUGCUUACUGCAUGAGGUCAAGACCGGAGUUAUGACGGCAGGCUCACGACUUCUGGAGACGCAAAGGCUGUUAGAAGGCGAGGAUCUGACAGGCGUCAAUCAAGAGAUGAAGGCUAUCAGAGCAGAUGAGGAACGGCGAUUGACGGACGACCUCAAGGAGAAGGUUGGUCUUGUCGAAAGCCAGUGGAACGAGGCACUUGGGAAGGGCCUGGAAAACUGCAAAGUGCGUGUGGAAGACCAUCUCACCGAGCAAGGGGGAUGGGACGAUACCCUGAAGGAGUAG
This is a messenger RNA of Alternaria burnsii, 4044 nucleotides long. RefSeq lists its product as uncharacterized. NCBI's taxonomy places the organism in Eukaryota, Fungi, Ascomycota, Dothideomycetes, Pleosporales, Pleosporaceae. The transcript is spliced from 3 exons. The coding region runs from base 1 to 4044 and encodes 1347 amino acids. The record is from RefSeq and is a predicted model, not a curated record.